Messenger RNA from Umbelopsis ramanniana AG, 4770 nucleotides. RefSeq lists its product as uncharacterized. The coding region runs from base 71 to 4474 and encodes 1467 amino acids. The record is from RefSeq and is a predicted model, not a curated record. Gene Ontology annotation, cellular component: cell division site; mating projection tip. Lineage: Eukaryota; Fungi; Mucoromycota; Umbelopsidomycetes; Umbelopsidales; Umbelopsidaceae. Gene Ontology annotation, biological process: actin filament bundle assembly; mitotic actomyosin contractile ring assembly; barbed-end actin filament capping. Gene Ontology annotation, molecular function: small GTPase binding; actin binding. The transcript is spliced from 17 exons.
CAAAAAAACAUAGCUCUACCGUUCACUUCACACUUGGUUGCAUGCCGCUUGUUCCGAAUCUCACUCGGUGAUGGACAUCUUUCAUAACCUAGGAGGGAAGCGAAAUCAAAAUAAAAGACGCCAACCUGAUACAAGUAAUUCCCAGUAUCAGUUUGCAGCCAGUCAACAUUCAGACCAACAGCACCCUGCAGCGGCAAUUGUAAACAGCUUCUCGAACGGAGAUCAAGCUUACGCACCGACAACGCAGGCGUCAUUCCAGGAAAACUGGGAACAAGAACCAGGAGCGUCAGUUCGUAGCUCACAAUCGUCACAUUCAUUUCUAUCUCAGAACGACAACAGUGGAAGUGAUGGCGGAGGCACAUGGACCAGCUCCAUGCUAUCAUCGUCAACAGUUAGCGAUCGACCGUCAGAUGAAGAAAUUGAGCGUUUGUUUGCGAAAACAGCGUCGCGUUUGAAUCUUAAUCUUAGCGAUGAAGGCGUUCGAAUGAUGCCAGUGGAGAAAAAGUGGUGGGUUCUAUGUAACGAAGGUCAAUUAAGCAAGUUAGGGCCAGCGAUGAAUCAGCGCAAAUCUUCUGGCAAAGGCCCUGUCGUCAGUUCCAAAACCAGCACCGUACAAACUAGUAAGGAGGACAAAAACACACCUGAGUGGUACAUAGCGAAACUGAUGAAACCAGAAAUGCGAGAAGUUACUCCGAAGCUUGUGAAUCAUCUGGUUGUGAGCCUACGAACAAUGCCACUGAGCUGGGUCAGACAGUUUAUAGAUCUUCGAGGUAUGCAAAUUGUUGCCAAUACCUUGGGAGCUUUGACGAAGAAGGCAAGCAAAUCAUCGCAAGACACGCAGAUGGAAACGGAUCUUGUCAGAUGCCUAAAGUCAUUGCUUAACAACAUGUACGGUAUUGGAGAGGCGUUGGGCAGUUCUCAUUGCAUUGAGAGCUUGACCUUUACACUAGUCUCAUCAUCUAUGCAAGCGAGAAGAUUGGCUUGUGAAGCCUUAACAUUUCUCUGCUACUGUGAUAUUCCAAAAGGACAUACAUUAGUGUUAGAGUCAAUGAAUGCACUUCAAGACUGGUACCAUGAUACGUCCCGCUUUGACACGUGGCUUAGAGCUUUAAGCCAGAUGUUGGAUGGAAGAGGCAAAAUGGGUUCCAUGGUCGGUGCAAGUGAUGAUUACCGUAAAAUGGGAAACACUGCUGCUGACAACCAGCUGAUGGAGUAUGCAUUGGCAAAUAUACUACUUGUCAAUGCUAUUGUCAGCCUAGAAACGGUGGAACAGUUGGAAAGACGAAUAGGUAUCAGAGAUCAGCUGAACAAUUCCGGGCUACAGAAGCUACUGAAGCAAAUGGACAACUUUGGAUAUGAACUUCUCAGUCGUCAAAUUGACAGAUACCAAGAACUGGCCGAUGCUGACCAUGAAGAUUUGUAUGGUGGCAUGAUACAGAAUACAAGCGAGGAUCCACAUGAAAUAUUGGAAUCUCUCCUCAACACCACCGGAGGCAGACGAGCAUACGGAUUCUUUGUGGAUAUGUUACAACAUAUGACAUUAAUACCAGAAGAAGAGGAAUCGCAGACACGGUAUUUUCAGAUCUUGAACUCCAUUGUGUCUGACGUGAUAUUGGAGAAAAAGGAAUUUUCUGCUGAUGCACCGAUUAGUGUCAGUAAUCUUGCGGCCAAAUUUGUAGACCAAGAUGAGCUUGAGCAAGCAUUAGUUGAGGCAGCAGAAGCCCAUGAAGCGGCAGAAGAAGCUCAGCAGCGAGUAGCAGAGUUAGAAUUAGAGGUAUCUGCUAAAGCAGAUGGGCUGGUUGGUCAAUUGAAGGCGAAGAACGAACAUCUUGAGGAAUUACUUCGAAUUUCGACUCAUACAGUUGAAACGCUACAGAGGCAGUUAAGCGACGUUCAAGCAGAAUAUAAGCAGAAUCUGGAAGCAAUGGAUACACAGAUGUUGCGCUUUUAUGAAAUCCUGAAGCAGAAGAAUUCCUCGAGUUCAGCUAGUGCUAGCAAACCUACUUUAAAAGGACGACGGAGUAAAGACAGUGAUGUCAAGACAUGGAACGUUCCUGACAAUGACCACCAAGAUGUACUUGAUGAAGCAUCACUCAUAAGUCCAACGGAAGGUCUUUCUGACAAUUUCAAACAAUCGCUCAAAUCAAAGUUGUUCGCUAGUAGCGGUAAACUUUUACCAAAACUUCUUACCAAAUCCUCCUCGGCUUCUUUAGAAGCCAAAGCGUCAGCUACUACCACUUUAGACCAAUCGUCGGGACUAGAGUCUGAUGGUGAGAUUGGUGAUAAAUCAUCUAUUGCCAGUGGUCAAGCUUCAAGUCCUGUAGUAGAUUCUCCUGAACCAACUCUGGAUGUGUCACUGGAAAGUAUGAAGUUGAGCUCGAGAGAUAUUGAUGCAAAUGGUGCAGUAAGCGGCGAUACGGCACCGCCUCCCCCACCACCUCCACCGCCUCCGCCGCCACCGCCUCCUCCUCCACCGCCGCCAAUGCCUGGCACCGGUAUACCUAUACCUCCCCCUCCACCACCACCUCCCCCUGGAAUUGGUAUGGCUCCUCCACCACCCCCGCCCCCACCACCAUCAACUCCAUCUUCACAAAGCAGCUCUACUGCUUCUACACCACCCCCGCCCCAUCCCGCUCAUCCUUCGUUACUUGCUACGGCCAAUCGUAAAAUGAGCUCUUAUCAACCGAAGGUCAAAACCAAAGUCGUGCAGUGGGAUAAGUUGAAUCGACAGGGAAUAAAUGAGACUCUCUGGGACCCUAAUAUCACCAGUGACGAGAAGCGACAGAAAGCAGCAAAGUUCGAAGCAGAAUUGGCUACCUCAGGAGUGUUCGAUGAAAUUGAAAAAUCAUUUGCACAAAAACAAGUGGCUGAAUUCAAGAUUAAAACUGCAAAGGCAGCACUACAGAUAAUAGACUCUAAGAAGGCGUACAACUUGAAUAUAUUCAUUGGAAGUCUUGUAAAACAAAUAUCAUUUGAUCAACUAAAACCAAGGCUGUUGGCAAUGGAUCCUGUCUUUGAUGAUGAACAGUUGCUGAGUACUUUGAUUCGAUACGAGGCUUCAGACAAAGAGAAGGAAGAUCUGAAGAAGUAUAUCAGCAAUCCGGAUAAUGAUCAAAAUGCUCUAUCGGAGCCAGAUAAAUUCUGUUUGGAGAUGACAUCGAUUCAACGGUACCGCCAGCGCAUCGAAGCUAUGCUUUUCAAAAGCACAUUCCCGGACAAAAUUGCAUUUGUUGAUCAGCAACUGAGUGCUGUUCUGGACGCCUCCAAAUCCGUUCGAAAUGCGAACAACUUUACCGAUCUCCUAACGCUCAUUCUCAUUCUUGGUAACUUCUUGAAUGGAUCCGGUCAUCGUGGUGGCGCAUUCGGCAUCAAACUUGCAAGCAUUAACAAGUUAACGGAUACUAAAAGCGAUGGUACCACACCUACACUUCUUCACUAUAUAACAAAAGUAGUGCAACAAAAGUUCCCGGAAAUGUCAUACUUCAUGAUCGAACUGCGGCCCACCGAACAAGCUCAGAAAGUGGUCUUAAAGGAUGUCAUGGAGGAAUAUAAGGCGCUGGAGAAUGGAUUGAAAAGCUUGGGAGUUGAAUUAGAGGAACAAAGGAAAUUGAAGGAAGGCGAUUCUACUGAUCAGAAUGAUCAAGAUCUGUUCCUGAAGACCAUGGACGAGUUUUAUGCUGCUGCAAGAGAUCAUUUCUCCAAAGUACAAGUCAUUUGCCAGGAGAUGUGUGAAGCAUACGACACGGCCGUCAAAUACUUUGGAGAAGAUCCUGAAAAAAUGCUUCCAGAUGAAUUCUUUGGAAUCUUGUUCCGGUUCCGAGCAAGUUGGAAGGGUGCGGUUGAUGAUUUGGAAGCAGCACGGUUGAAGAAGGAAAGGUUGGAAAAACAAAUGCGUCUUGCCCAAGAACGCAAAAACCGCCCCAAGAAGGUUGUUUCUCCCAAGAGUAAAGGCAUCGCCGUCAAUACCAGCGAUGAAAGCGAAACGGCUUACUUGGAUGAGCUCAUGGAAAAUCUACUACAAACCAGCGGAAGGGAAGUUCGAAUAAGAAAAAGGAAUGAGAGAGGAACGCAGCGUCAGUCCAAGCCGCUACCAAAAGAACCCGAAGUCAAAUCUGAAAAUGCCGAUUCGAUAGCUCUGAGAGCAAAGUCGUUACUUUCCUCCAUGAAAGACGAUGAUUAUGUGCCAUCCAGCAACUCGACACAACCUCUUGAUAUAGCUACGCCUACAAAGGGAUUCAUAUCAACACUUUCAUCUGAUUCAGAUAACGAAGACGACGAUGAAGAAUCAUCGCCUGCUGAACAGAACCCUCCUGUGAGGAACAGAUCAAGACAAGUAAUCACAGAGACAAACAGACGAUCCAUAACCAGCGAUAACUCGUCGUCAAUUAAACGACCAAUGAAAUCUGCAAGACGAAGGCAACCACUAGAUUUAUCCAUUUCACAAGCUGCGCGUGCACGCCGGCGUGGAUCAUGAGCCUCUUCAAAAUACAAUUGCGCGGCGCAAAAUUCCCUACCGGUCAAAAAGAAAUCAGGGAGAAAAGUACCGUAGAUGUUGCUAUCAUAGUUGUAUAUGCCAUUGUAAUGUUCCUAGAUUGAUUUCGUCUCAUAUUAUUAAUUGUGUUCAUACCUUUCGCCUCAUUUUGUCAUGUACAUAAACAUUUGACCACCUAAGUGAAUUCCACCAUGAAAACGUAGCCACUGGUCUUCUUCCCAACUUACAGUAGUCUUUACUUGACUACAUCCAAAUAAAGCUUGAUGACUGGUACAUGA